UGACUCUGUAACUCUGCAGAUGUCCGGACCAGGAGAGGUUUCAGUCAUACUGCAGAAAGUUUCCUAUUUAGGUCACAAGGACGCAGGAAAACGCCUUUUGUCAUGAGCUCCUCCUUUUUUUUUUCCUGAACGCAAACUAAACUGAUUCAUGCACCGGCAACAUGUUUGAGCGCUCACAUGACGUGAAGUUUCAUUAAGGCUUCUCCUUUCACUGCCUCUUCCUCUUCUUCUUGAGCUCAGGAUCGUCACCUCUUUAUGUUCUUCUUCAGCUGACGGGCAGCUCGUUUUGUUUUUUUUAAGCGGCGGGCAUGUCUCUGGGCGAGACCACGUCGGACUCGGCGCCUUUCUUCUCCGAUGACAGCGAGGCGGAGGAGCAGGGCGGGCCGGCGGGUCAGGGGCCGCAGGAGGAGCCGCCCAGCGGGGUGUCCGAGGUUCGGGCGCGGCUGACCGUCUUCAUCCUCUGCUACAUCAACCUGCUCAACUACAUGGACAGGUUCACCGUGGCAGGUGUUCUCCCUGACAUAGAGCAUUACUUUGGGAUCGAUGAUGGGAAGUCUGGCCUUCUUCAGACAGUCUUUAUCUGCAGUUACAUGUUCCUGGCUCCGGUCUUCGGAUACCUGGGGGACAGGUAUAACAGGAAGUACAUCAUGAGCGUGGGCAUCACGUUCUGGUCUUUGGUGACGCUUGCCAGCUCCUACACUCCCAAAGAACAUUUCUGGGUCCUGCUGUUGACUCGAGGCCUGGUCGGAGUCGGGGAGGCCAGUUACUCCACCAUCGCUCCCACCAUCAUCGCUGACCUCUACGUGAAGGGAAGGAGGACAAACAUGCUCUCCAUUUUUUAUUUUGCCAUUCCCGUCGGCAGCGGUCUUGGAUACAUCGUGGGCUCACAAGUCGGUAACGUAGCGCAGGACUGGCACUGGGCUCUGCGGGUGACUCCCGGACUGGGGCUGAUCGCCGUGGUGCUGCUGCUGUUCGUGGUCAAGGAGCCUAUAAGAGGAGCUAUUGAAGCUCGAUCAGAGAGCGACCUGCACCAGACCAGCUGGCUGGCGGACCUGCUGGACCUGAGCAACAACCACAGCUUUGUGUUGUCCACCUUCGGAUUCACUGCGGUGGCGUUUGUCACCGGCUCUCUGGCUCUUUGGGCGCCAACGUUCCUCUUCAGAGCAGCCGUCUUCAACGGGGACCGAGCUCCCUGCGUAGAGGGAAACUGUGCCUCUUCAGACAGUCUGAUUUUCGGGGUUAUCACCUGCAUCACAGGUGUGCUGGGCGUGGCCAGCGGCGUGCAAGUGAGUCGACAGCUGAGGAAGAAGACGCCCAGAGCCGACCCGCUGGUCUGCGCCGCCGGUCUGCUCCUCUCAGCGCCUUUCCUCUACAUGGCCAUCAUCUUCGCUCAGGCCAGCACCAUCGCCACAUACAUCUUCAUUUUCCUCGGAGAGACGUUCCUCUCCAUGAACUGGGCCAUCGUGGCUGAUAUACUGCUGUACGUGGUCGUUCCCACUCGUCGCUCCACAGCCGAGGCUCUGCAGAUCGUCAUCUCGCAUCUACUGGGAGAUGCAGGAAGUCCGUACCUGAUAGGAGUGGUUUCGGACGCUCUGAGGAAGACGGACUCCUUCCUGUGGCAGUUUCGCUCUCUGCAGCUCUCUCUGCUGCUCUGCUCCUUCGUGGCCGUGGUGGGCGGCGGUUUCUUCCUCGCCACCGCCCUCUUCAUCGAAAAAGACCGCCAUCGUGCCGAGAACUACGUCCCUACAGAUGACGAGCCGAUUGUUGUACCGAAAAGCGGCCGGUCCACCAGAGUCCCGGUGUCCAGCGUUCUGAUCUGAUGAAGCCUGAGGGAGGUUCUUGUGUUCUGCCUGGUCCAACAAACACCUGUGGCUAUUUUUAUUUAUUUCUUUUAGGACCGUGAACACCGAUUGGACUAUCUGCCAUGCAGACAAGGUUUAUUUUUACAUUUUUGACAUUAAUUUUUUUUUUUAUACGUUGCCCGGGAACGUGCCGUCGUCUCAGGGAAACUUGUUUUCUCCAGAUGUGAUUUUUGACGUGAGCUCAACACGAGGCUCAUUGGAACUGGAAAGAGCGGACAUGACGUUGAAAGCGAACAUUAGGGACUCAACAGAAGCUGCUCUGUGGGUUUAGUUUUACGGUUUAUUCCUCACUCGGGAGCAAAAUGACCUGACCCUUAUCUAUAAACUGAUAAAUAUCUAUCUUACCUUCAGUGGAACUCUAAACCAGCUGAUCUGGGAUCAGUCAAACAUCCAUAAAACAUAAAGACGACAUGAACCACAUCAUGUAACCACGACCGAACACAGGCUGCGGUCCCAAACCUUUUUAUAUACAGCACAAGCUUUAUAAAUCAGAUUUCAGAAACAUGUGUUUAUAUAUGUUGGAGCAAGUUUUAAUCAUAACACUAACCUACUUUACAGUUCAUGAAGAACCUGAAAAUUAUAAUCCAAGCUGUCAGAGAGAGAAGACAGCUCUUACCUCUGUACUUUUUUUAUUCAUCUGUUUGUCUUUACUUUAAAAUGUUUCCAGUGAACGACACCUCUGUUCUCGCAGGUCUGUUUCUGGUUUUCUCUGCGUCUGGGUCGGAGCUCAUUGUGGUUCAGAGUGCUUCACCAAGUUGACCCGCGUUUCAUAGUUUGCCUCCAGCGAGGGCAGGUAGAGCACACGCAGCAGAGAACAUGGUGUGAACAGCGAUUAUUUAAAGAAAGGAACAUGGCUUUUAUAUGAAUGUUUAAUAAUCAAAGUUGUUAACCUCAAAUUAUUUUAGCAAGUCUUGUUUUUUGUGAUCUAUUAAAGGAGAAUUAACUUGUCACA
Micropterus salmoides (largemouth bass) is the source of this 2814-nucleotide messenger RNA. It is a transcript of the gene spns1, whose product is annotated as spinster homolog 1 (Drosophila). Gene Ontology annotation, biological process: transmembrane transport. Gene Ontology annotation, molecular function: transmembrane transporter activity. The transcript is spliced from 13 exons. Gene Ontology annotation, cellular component: membrane. The record is from RefSeq and is a predicted model, not a curated record. NCBI's taxonomy places the organism in Eukaryota, Metazoa, Chordata, Actinopteri, Centrarchiformes, Centrarchidae. Bases 309 to 1820 code for a protein of 503 amino acids.